Messenger RNA from Sinocyclocheilus rhinocerous, 1406 nucleotides. RefSeq lists its product as uncharacterized. The record is from RefSeq and is a predicted model, not a curated record. The transcript has 12 exons. NCBI's taxonomy places the organism in Eukaryota, Metazoa, Chordata, Actinopteri, Cypriniformes, Cyprinidae. The coding region runs from base 36 to 1187 and encodes 383 amino acids.
GGUGCCGGUGAAAAUCAGUCCUCCAGACUUUCGACAUGUCAGGAUGUAAGAAGCCGCGAGCUGUAGCAAACCCGCUGGAGUCGACCAUUACAUCUCCGAGUGAAAGAAUUCUGAAAGAAUGCCACACUUUAUAUAUCGACAACGACAACGGAUUGGUGAAAAUUGCAGAGUGUUUGGGAGUGAGACUGUUACCGCCACAGAAAAAGAUUAUAGUUAUGAUUAUGGGAAACCAUUCUGCUGGAAAAAGCUCUUUUAUUAACUGGUAUGUGGAGGAGCACAUACAGAAGACAGGUGUUGCCAUUGAGACACAAGGCUUCACAUUUAUAACAAGUGGAAGAAAACGAGAGUCACUAACAGGAAAUGCAACAUUACACCUUUACCCGCAUUUCAGACCUCUGCUGGAGUUCAAAGUCGUUCUUCACUGGCUAGCUUUAUGUGGCUCCACCUUAAAGCUGCCAGUUGAAGAGCUGUUGUGGAAUUAUACUGACGAGGUUGGACGAGAAACGGACAGACAGCGAGUGAUGAUGCAGAUUGUCCAAGAGCUGUGCCGGAGACCUGGACUCAACAAAUGUGGCUUCGAAAUGCCCACGAUAUACAUCCCCAACCAUCAAAAUCCCAGCAGAUGCAUCAACCAGAUUGAUGAGGUUUGUGAGACCAUUGAGAAGAGCAUAAACCAGGCAGUGCAAAAAACACUUGACCAGCUGGAGAAAGACUGUAACCUGAUCAUCUCUACCAUCAACCAUACACUGGAACAGGACCGGAUGAAUGUGAGCAGUAAUAAAAGCAAUCGUUUUAAUUCUUUCCUGUGUGGAGUUGUGGGAAUCUUCCUUCCAUCGCUCUUCAUCCUCAGCUUCAUCAUCAGCACCUUCGCUCCAGAGGAACUGGACUCUCUUGUUGGAGAGGGAUUGGCUAAAACGCUCUACUUUUCCACAGGAAUAGUUGUGUAUCUGUGGGACUGGAUUCCUGAAGAUUGGCAGAUAAUGUUUGUGAUCAUCUUUGGUGCUCUGUGCUAUUUUAUGUUCCUCUUGGCCAAGUAUUUUGCAAGUCAGGGCAGUAAGACGCUGACAAAAAGAGAGAAGAAACAACUGGCAGAGUACAGUGACUACAUCCAGGAUAUCGUCAAAUCCAAGAAGCGGAAGCUGUAUGAGGAGUAUCUUCGCCAGUGUGCUGCAGAGUAUGAUUUCUGAAGGAAGCCUGCAUGAAACCCGUCGGUCACAUCAGAGUCGUCGGAAUAAUUCAUAUAAAGCACAUCCCACAGCAAAAUCCCCCGAGUUAAAUCAACUCUGCUCAGAGUACAUAUUGUCCCAAUCUACAGAGUGUUAAAGUAACACUGAAGCCGAGUUAAAGUUAAUGGGACAAUAAAGCGAUUAAUUAAGUAAUGAUUGAGCAUUAGUAAAGAAAACCCA